Ostertagia ostertagi is the source of this 555-nucleotide messenger RNA. NCBI's taxonomy places the organism in Eukaryota, Metazoa, Nematoda, Chromadorea, Rhabditida, Trichostrongylidae. The record is from the annotation of a GenBank genome assembly.
AUGUCAGUCCCUCCACAAGUUCAGAAGAUUCUGGACGAUGUCGAUAAGCAGCUUCACGGUGAUGGCCCAGUCAAUAACGUUUUGGCGACGAUUGAGCAGAAAUCCGGAGUUCGAAGACUGCACAUAGUCCUUACGGUAGCUGCCAUGCAAGGUCUUUAUCUAAUCUUCGGUCAUUUCGCUCAGCUUGUUUGCAACUUCAUGGGGUUCAUCUAUCCGGCUUAUGUAAGUAUAAAGGCAAUCGAAACAGCAACGAAAGACGACGACACUCAGUGGCUUACUUAUUGGGUUGUAUUUGCUGUGCUCUCCGUUGCCGAAUUCUUCUCUCACCAAAUUGUUGCCGUGUUCCCGGUAUAUUGGCUCUUCAAGUCUCUAUUCCUUCUGUGGCUCUACCUCCCGUCCACCAUGGGAGCUACUAAGAUCUACCACAAAGCCAUCAAGCCGGUCUUCGUAAAGCACCACGCGUCUGUCGACCAGCGUUUGGGUCACAUUGCUGACAAAGCGAGAGACGCAAUGAAGAAUGCUGCUAACGAUGUCAUCAACACACAUUUGGAAUAA